Molecule: messenger RNA, 1938 nt
Organism: Vanderwaltozyma polyspora DSM 70294
Lineage: Eukaryota; Fungi; Ascomycota; Saccharomycetes; Saccharomycetales; Saccharomycetaceae
Gene: LSG1
Product: ribosome biogenesis GTPase LSG1
Exons: 1
Coding region: 1-1938 (645 amino acids)
Biological process (GO): ribosomal subunit export from nucleus
Cellular component (GO): cytosol
Molecular function (GO): GTPase activity; GTP binding
Source: RefSeq, a predicted model, not a curated record
AUGGCUCAAAAAGAAGCUCCUAAGAAAUGGAAGGCUCCAAAGGGUCCUAAGCCUAUUCAAAGAAAGAAUAAAAAUGUUAUUGGAUUAGGUAGAGCUAUUAGACAUGCUCGUCAACAGGAAAAUGUAGUUGAAUUUUUGCCAGAUGGUGAAAUGAGAUUUACUACUGAUAAACAUGAGGCUAACUGGGUUAAGUUGAGAUCAGUUACCCAAGAAAAUGCUUUAGACGAAUUUUUAAGUACUGCUGAAUUAGCUGAUAAGGAUUUUACUGCUGAUAGACAUUCAAAUGUUAAGAUCAUUCGUAUGGAUAAUGGUGGUGAUUCUGCCACUAGUCAAGGUUUUUCGUUGACUAACGAACAACGUGAGGAAAUCAAUGCUAAACAAAGGGAACAUGCAAAAGAAUUAAUUGUUCCAAGGAGACCUCAUUGGGAUAAGGAUACUACUAAAUUUGAAUUGGAUAGAAUGGAAAAAGAAGCAUUUUUAGAUUGGAGGAGACAGUUAGCACAGUUUCAAGAGAGUAAUGAAGACUUAUUGUUGACACCAUUUGAAAGAAAUAUCGAAGUUUGGAGACAAUUAUGGAGAGUUGUUGAAAGAUCCGACUUGAUUGUCCAAAUUGUUGAUGCAAGGGAUCCGCUUCUUUUCAGAUCCAUUGAUUUAGAAAAAUAUGUCAAGGAAAUUGAUGAAAGAAAGCAAAAUUUAUUAUUGGUUAAUAAAGCUGAUUUGUUAACUGUAAAACAAAGAAUUGCAUGGGCUAAAUAUUUCACAUCAAGAAAUAUUUCCUUCACAUUUUACUCUGCAUUGAAAGCAAAUGAAAUCUUAGAAAGGCAAAAAGAAUUAGGAGAAGAAACCUCAAUCGAUCAUGAUGAUGAUGAAUUUUACAAACAAAUUAACAGUGAAAUAGAAGGUGAGGACCUUGAUGAAGACAUUAUGGAUAAGAUCAAAAUUUUAACCAUUGAUCAGCUAGAAGGCUUAUUUUUAAGCAGAGCACCAGCAGAACCUUUAACUACCCCAUUGCCAGGUCAAGAUCCAUUAAUUCAAAUUGGUUUAGUGGGUUAUCCAAAUGUUGGUAAAUCUUCCACUAUCAACUCGUUGGUCGGUGCUAAAAAGGUCUCUGUUUCCUCUACUCCAGGUAAAACUAAACAUUUUCAAACCAUUAAAUUAUCAGAUUCUGUAAUGCUAUGUGAUUGUCCCGGUUUGGUUUUCCCAAAUUUUGCUUACAAUAAAGGUGAAUUAGUUUGUAAUGGUGUUUUACCAAUCGAUCAAUUACGUGAUUAUAUCGGACCAUGUACUUUGGUCGCAGAAAGAAUUCCUAAGUAUUAUUUGGAAGCUGUAUACGGUAUUCACAUUCAAACCAGAUCUGCUGAUGAAGGUGGUCAAGGUGAGGCUCCAACUGCCCAAGAGUUAUUAGUUGCAUACUCAAGAGCUCGUGGUUAUAUGACCCAAGGUUUUGGUUCCGCCGAUCAACCUCGUGCCAGUAGAUAUAUCUUAAAGGAUUAUGUCAAUGGUAAGUUAUUAUACGUUAACCCUCCACCACAUCUUGAAGACGAUACUCCAUACAAUAGAGAAGAAUCUACAGAGUUCAACCAAGAUUUAUAUACUUUUGAAAGAUUACCAGAAUCAAGAAGAGAACAAUUAAGAACAGCUGCCAAGGCAAAAGGAAUAGAUGAAUUAGAUUUAGCCCGUGAUCUAAGUAAAUUAACCUUCUCGCAACACACAGGUUCAGAAAAUGGCGGAGAAGCAAAGUCAGUCACUCAUGGUGGUAAACAAGCUGCACUUUAUAAUGCUGCCCAUGAUCUGGAUAGAGAAUUUUUUGAAAUGAACAAAGUCAAAGGUCAAUUAACUUCACCAUUCCAUAAAACACAAAUGGAUUCAGGUAACGGUAAGAAACACAAUAAGAAGAACAAGAAAAGCAAAAAGAAAGCCAGUAUGGCAAGUUCUUAA